This is a messenger RNA of Rubroshorea leprosula, 3313 nucleotides long. The record is from the annotation of a GenBank genome assembly. NCBI's taxonomy places the organism in Eukaryota, Viridiplantae, Streptophyta, Magnoliopsida, Malvales, Dipterocarpaceae.
UGUUCAUACACAAAACCUGUUUCUUCUCUCUAGUAUUCAGAAAAAAAAAAAUGAAGUUAGCUCCGCAUUUAUUAUCCAUUCUCAAUACUCUCAUCUGCAUGAAUCACCUACUACUUGCCUUCCAAUCUCUUCCCUCAACUGCCUUGCAUCCAACUAAUGAAAAUGACAGACUUGCAUUGUUGGCCUUCAAGGAUCGAAUUGUUGGAGAUCCAUUAGGAAUCCUGACCUCUUGGAAUGAGUCUUCUCAUUUCUGCAAUUGGACAGGAGUUUUAUGCAGUAAGAAGCACCAAGGUAGAGUUACCGUCUUGAAUUUAGCAAGCCAAAAGCUGUUUGGUUCAAUAGCUCCUCACAUAGGAAAUUUAUCCUUCCUAAGGGAAGUCAACCUUAGCUCCAACAGCUUCACAGGCGAGAUUCCUCCACAAAUUGGUCGUUUGCUUCGAUUGAGAUAUCUUGAUCUCGAUUACAACAAUUUUCAAGGUAAGAUUCCUAGCAAUAUAUAUGUCAUUCUUUUCGAAUUUGAAGAUAUUGAACUUAGCUACAAUAACCUUACAGGUAAAAUCCCUAUCGAGCUUCAAAACAUUUCAAAAAGUCUACAGAUUAUCCAAGUUUCUGCGAAUCAGUUAACAGGAAGUAUACCACAAAUGUUGGGCAAUGCAUCUUCACUUAUCUAUCUAUCCUUGGCGAGAAACAAUUUACAGGGAAGAAUACCAGCGGAGCUUGGAAAACUUCUAAAGUUGAAAUUUCUACAGCUUUCUGAUAACAAUUUAUCUGGGGAGGUCCCACUUUCUAUUUACAAUUUAUCGUCACUAGUCUUUCAACUUGCCUUAGCAAAGAACCAGUUGCAUGGUCAAAUUCCAUCUGAUGUUGGCUUCACUCUUCCUAAACUUCGACGUUUCUAUGUUGAUUUUAACUACUUUUACGGAGAGAUUCCAACUUCUUUUCAAAAUGCUACCAAUCUAGAAGGGCUUGAUUUGGGAGAAAACAAUUUCAGUGGAGUGAUACCUUCAAGCUUUGGAAGUUUAAAGAAUCUAACAAUUCUAAUUCUCUCAAACAAUCAGUUAGAAAGCGCAGAAGGUGAAGGUUUAAGUUUCCUAACUUCUUUAACAAAUUGUACCAACCUGCGAUGGUUAGGCCUCAUGGAGAAUCAUUUCAAAGGUGAAUUACCCAUUUCAAUUGCCAACCUUUCAGUUAAGCUUGAAGGCUUCACCAUAGGUGGAAACCAGAUUUCAGGUAAAAUCCCCAAAGAGAUUGGGAAUCUGGUUGGCUUAACUAAAUUGGUCAUCAUCAACAGCAACGUUACAGGUGAAAUUCCUUCUACCAUAGGCAAAUUAAAAAGGGUAUCUGAGCUUAGUUUGUAUGGGAAUAGAAUUUCAGGGCCAAUCCCAUCCUCGCUUGGAAAUAUCACCCAAUUGCUAAAAUUGCAACUAUAUGACAACAAUUUGAGUGACUCGAUUCCUCCUAGUUUGGGAAAUUGUUCACGACUUGAAUAUCUUUACAUGGACAACAACUUCUUCCUUGGUAACAUACCAGAACAAAUUUUUAGCUUAUCUCAUGUAAUUGAGCUCGACUUGUCGUGGAAUUCAUUUACAGGGCAAUUGGCAAUAGAUUUAGCGGUGGGUAAGAUGACCAACAUUGUGCAAUUGAAUGUUUCACACAACCGAUUGUCAGGAGGAAUUCCAAGGACCUUAGGAGAUUGCUUGAUGUUGGAGGGACUCUGGAUGGGUGAUAACUUGUUUGAAGGAGGCAUCCCAUCAUCGUUUAACAAUUUGAAAAGCCUUGUAAUGUUGGACCUCUCCAAUAACAAAUUGUCUGGCAAAAUUCCAGAAUACUUUCAAAACUUUUCAUUGUUACAGUACCUAAACUUAUCAUUCAACGAUUUUGAAGGAGAGUUGCCUACUGGAAGGAUCUUUGGAAAUGUGAGCAUGAUUUUUGUUGCUGGAAACCCAAGACUCUGCGGAGGCAUUCAUCAGCUUGGACUUCCUUCAUGCAAGAUUAGAGACAAAAAGCUUCAUCAUUUGAUCAUUAUGAUUUCAGUAAUUGUUUUGUGCUCAAUAUUCUUGAUGGUAUCACUUCUUGUUAUCUUUGCAUACAGAAGAUCGAAAAGGAAAGCUUCAACUUCCACCGAUGUGCAAGAUCCAGAACAAUAUCCAAAGAUUUCUUAUGCAGAGCUAAGUCAAGCAACCGAUGAGUUCUCAUCAUCCAACUUGAUUGGUGAGGGAAGUUUUGGUUCUGUGUAUAAAGGAAUUCUGAGUCAAGAUGGAAUGCCAGUGGCGGUGAAGGUUUUAAACCUUAAGAGGAAAGGAGCUACCAAGAGUUUUAUGGCCGAGUGUGAAACAUUGAGAAAUAUUCGACAUCGAAAUUUGAUCAAGAUUAUAACUGUUUGCUCAAGUAUAGACUUUAGAGGAACCGAUUUCAAGGCUUUGGUCUAUGAGUUCAUGCAAAAUGGAAGCUUAGAGGAGUGGCUACAUCCAAAUGAAGAUCAAACUGGUGCACGGAAGUUAAGCCUCAUUCAAAGACUCAAUAUAGCCAUUGAGGUCGCCUCUGCAAUUGAAUACCUUCAUAAUUAUUGCCAACCAUCAGUUGUUCAUGGGGACCUUAAGCCAAGUAAUGUUCUACUUGAUGAGGAAAUGGUUUCUCAUGUGGGUGAUUUUGGCUUGGCAAGAUUUUUAUCAGUUUCUCAAAACCAAAGCAGUUCCAUGGGUGUGAAAGGAACAAUUGGCUAUGUAGCCCCUGAAUAUGGCAUGAGCACUAAGAUAUCCAAGGCUGGUGAUGUCUAUAGUUUUGGAAUUCUCUUACUGGAGAUGAUUACAGGGAAAGCACCAACUGAUUCAAUGUUCAAAGACAACUUCACCAUUCACCAAUUGGUCAAGACAAGACUUCCUGAAAGAGUAAUUGAUAUUAUAGAUCCUUCAUUGCUUCCGGAGGUUCAAGAAGCAGAAAAUUCAAAGGCAAGGAAUAUGAGAAGGGGAGUUGGUGUUUUGGAGAGCCUUUUGGCAGUUGUCGAGGUUGGAGUUGUCUGCUCAAUGAAGUCACCACGUGAAAGAAUGGAGAUGAAAGAUGUUGCUGCAAAAUUAUAUGCCAUUAGAGACAAGUUCCUCCAUCGGUAGAAGCACAUGAUUCUCAUCGGUUGAUUCGAUCCAUAUCAAAGUAGAGUUAAUCGCUUGGGAAUACUUUCGUUUUGUGCCUAUUUUUAUUAAUUAGUCUUUUUUUCUUCUUUUUUAGUCAACUUGUUAUUUCUUCUUAUGAUUUUGGACCGAGUUGUAUGAAAUAUGGUUUCUUUGAACGCAAAAGAGUGGCUAAGAUCAUAUUUGUC